Leucoraja erinaceus (little skate) is the source of this 2832-nucleotide messenger RNA. Its product is annotated as trimeric intracellular cation channel type B-B-like. The coding region runs from base 79 to 975 and encodes 298 amino acids. Gene Ontology annotation, biological process: potassium ion transmembrane transport. The record is from RefSeq and is a predicted model, not a curated record. Gene Ontology annotation, molecular function: potassium channel activity; identical protein binding. NCBI's taxonomy places the organism in Eukaryota, Metazoa, Chordata, Chondrichthyes, Rajiformes, Rajidae. The transcript has 6 exons. Gene Ontology annotation, cellular component: membrane.
CUCCCUCACCUCCCUCUCUCCCUCACCUCCCUCCCGCCGGGAAAUUCUCACCCGUCCGCGGAGUCAACGGCCCCAAGGAUGGACAUCGUGUCGACGCUGGGCUUGAGCAACUUCGUCGUGCAGUUCUCGCGGAUUUCCCUGUAUCCUUUCUUCGACAUGGCCCAUUACACGAUGUCCAUCAUGAACCUGAAGAACCAGCCAGGCGCGAUAGAUGUAGCACAUGACAGUCCAAUUGCAUGUUGGUUCAGUGGUAUGCUUUGCUGCUUUGGUGGUGCUAUUCUGGCAUCUCUGCUUCUAGGUGAACCUCCCAUUGAACCCUUCACAAACAACAGAAAUAUAAUACUGGCUUCUGUAAUUUGGUAUUUGAUAUUCUACUGUCCAUUUGACAAGUUCUACAAAUGCUGCAACUUUUUGCCAUCCAAAUUAUUUAUAGCUGGUAUGAAAGAAGUAACAAGAGCCCGCAAAAUUGUCGCAGGUGUAGUUGAUGCACACAGUCGUUACAGAAAUGGGUGGCUUGCUGUAAUUGCUGUUGGAUGGGCUAAAGGUGCUGGUUCUGGGUUGAUAUCCAACUUUGAACAAUUGGUGCGUGGUGUAUGGAUGCCUGAGAGAAAUGAGUUGCUGAAAAUGUCCUAUGCAACAAAAGUAACUCUUAUAGGUGCUGUUCUCUUUACUUUGCAAGAGAUGAAUCAUCUGCCUAUUACCAGACACAACCUGAUCUUUUUGUACACUAUGUUUGUAGUUUCAACAAAGGUUGCAAUGGUGCUCUUUAACAUUCAUCAUUCACCUUUUGCACCAAUGGAAAGUGCCUUGUACCAUAUGGCUUUUAGCUGGCAAUCCAGUUCCUCUGAAGACCAUUUUAAGACGGAAGCUUCCAAUAAAGAAGAAUUACAGGGGAAACAAUGCCCUGCUCCCUCAGGUAUCCCUUCUGAAGAAAUGGAUAUGAUAAAAAGGAGGAAGACAAAGAAGUCGGAAUAAGAAACUCUUCAUCUUGAGAAUCCAGAAUAUUUCUUUUCAGUUGGACCUUUCUUCCAUUGAAAUCCUUUUAUGUGAAGUUUGAAAUUAAGAAACCAUUUUAAUAGCAAAAGCAUUAAUAAGUGGCAUAAUUAUAGUGACCUACAAAAUAAAAUGUACGUGGGGAUAAAUGAUGGGUACCAUAGAAUUUAAGUAGAAGGCUAUUUCAAGAAAAUAGACUAAAUAAGUUAUUGGAAUAAGGUUGAUUCUUAUUAGAGUUUAAGGGGUUGAAAUAGGAAGUAUAUCAGAAGCCUGUGAACAAUUUUCAAGUGUCCUUUAUUUAAUGCAAAAAUAAAUAUUGCUGCAAUUUUGUGUUUAUAUCAAGAUUAAAUAUUGUUUAAAUAUUGAAAUGAAUUUAUGGAAAAUUUAUAUGUGAGGAAAUAUUCCACUUUUUAAAUUCCACAACUGCUAGUAAAUAUCAAAAUUAUACAUUCCACAAAAAGCAAUACUGUAAGAUCAAUCACUAAAUGAUGGAAAAAAAAGUUUUUAAACUCUGGAAAGUAAAAUUUCAACAGUCUAGCUUUUAUAGUCGAUGAUCUGAAUAACAGCUCUGUUAUAGUUGCAUUUUGGCAGACUCAGUCAGAUGUUUAUGAAUACACCUUUAAUGUUACUUUUUGUAUUGCUUGAGACUAUUUUACAAAAUAUCAUCUAAUGAUUUUUGGCAGGGUAAAUGAUGUUGGUGAAUAUAUAAUUCAAACAAGUAGAUUACAUUUUCAAAUAUUAUUUCAAUUUGCACCUGUGGAUUUAAACUUUGUCAUGCUGUUUCUCCUCGCGGUGGUAUGUUCAUUGCAUUCAAAAGAAACUGCCAACCAUUGUGCUCCAGUUUGUAAUCCCCUCAAUUUAAUUGACAGAAAACAAAAUUAAAUUAGUACAAGUUAUAUGGCAUAGCCAGAAUGUUGAGAUUUUCACUUGUACUUUUUCGAAGAUAGAGGAUAAACCUUUGUUUUUGAGAACUAUAAACUUGGGAUUUGCUUACACAACUGAAAUGUUCUCUGUACAAUGAAAUAGUUUUGUUUGUAUGCAAAGUGAAUUUGUCCUCUUUUAUUGACCAUUGUUAAUUAACCAUGUUUAUAUCACCUAAGCACAUUUUUGAUGGUGCAAUUCUAGUUUGCAUUUUUUUUUAAAGGUAACAAUUUGUAAACCAUUUUUUUAAACCAGUCUUUACAGAACACAAUGACAGCUAUAUGAGGUAUAAACAUUACCUUACAGUAUAUUUCUGUACAAUAUUAUCUGGAACUUGUCUAGAAUCCUAUGAUGUGAAAGAGGAUCUUGGUGUUGAUGUGUAAAAACUGCAGAUGCUGGAAAUCUGAAAUAAAAACAGCAAAUUGUGGAAUUACUCAGCAUGAUAGGCAGUAAGUAUGGAGGGAGGAGCAGAGCUAGUAUUUCAAGCUGAUACCUUUUCACCAGAACAGAUGAAAGAUAUGGGUACAGAUGAUCUGAUAUGUUAAUUUUGUUUUUUACCUCCACAAUGUUGCCUGUCAUACUGAGCAUAUCAAGCAUUCUGUUUUAUAUCUGAAUUUAUUCUCUUGACGUGAUUAUAAUUUCCAAUGUGAAGUCUACAAAGUGUACGAUUGGGCUUAAAUGUGUCAUAAAUAUUUUUAUUGGGACCAUCCUUGCCUUAACUAAACAAGAUAAUGAGUGUGUGAUGAAUUUGAGCAUAUUGACACUCAUUGGUGUUUGAGCACACUAUCAGCAUUGUACAGAAUUGAUCACUUUUAUAAUUUCUGGAUAAAUGGUGAUUUGAAAUGUAAAAACCUUUUGUGCAGAAUUUUAUAAUGUGUACUUUGACUGAAUUUAUGAAUAAAUUGGGUUUUUUCUCAA